Messenger RNA from Scaptodrosophila lebanonensis, 1680 nucleotides. It is a transcript of the gene Ugt36F1, whose product is annotated as UDP-glucuronosyltransferase 1-3. The coding region runs from base 77 to 1660 and encodes 527 amino acids. Lineage: Eukaryota; Metazoa; Arthropoda; Insecta; Diptera; Drosophilidae. Gene Ontology annotation, molecular function: UDP-glycosyltransferase activity. The transcript has 6 exons. The record is from RefSeq and is a predicted model, not a curated record.
CGGCUCUGACAGGUUGCAUUUUGGUGGAGUGAUUUAUCUGACUAACUAGACCGAGCAUCUGUAAAGCAACUUUAAAAUGUUUGUCUGCUCCAUGCUGAAAAUAUGGCUUCUGGCUUUACUGCUAACACCAUCAGAAUCGGCACAAAUUCUCGGACUUUUUGGACAUCCGGGCAAGAGUCACUUUGACUUUUUCCGGCCCAUGUUUUUGGCGUUGGCUCAAAAUGGUCACAACAUUAGCAUGUAUAGCUAUUUUCCCAAUAAGAUGCCAGUAACCAACUAUACGGACUAUGUGUUUGACGGCAUGCCAGUUUUAACGGAUAUAGUGGAUCUAAAGCCUCUGGAAUCGGAGCCCCAGUGGUUCGGCCUGCCCUUCAAAGUAUCCACCUUCUUCAUGCUGCACGACUGGGGUCUGCGUUCCUGCGAAGUGGCCCUACAUUCUCCACUAAUCGCUCAGCUGCUCAGCUCGGGAAUGCGCUAUGAUGUCAUCAUUCUGGAGCACUUCGCCAACGAUUGCAUGCAGGCGGUGGCGCACCUUCUGCGCGCACCUGUAAUUGCGCUGAGUAGCUGUGCCAUCAUGCCUUGGCAUUACAAACGCAUGGGCACACCAUUUCUGGAAGCUGUCACACCCAUGAACUUUUUACCCUACACCGAUGAGAUGGGUUUUGUGGAACGUGUGAACAACUUUCUGCAUUUCCACAUUGUCGCUCUGCUGCACAAUCUCAUCAGCCAACCCGCUACAGAUGCUCUGAUUGCGAAACGCUUUGGCGCUGGUCUGCCACCGAUUAAUGAAAUCGUCACGAACACAAGCCUCAUGCUUAUCAAUCAGCACUACGCUCUAACGGGCGCACGACCCUAUGCACCCAACGUGGUCGAAGUUGGAGGCCUUCAAAUAACUCCACAGAAACCACUGCCAGAGAACUUGGACGGUCUUCUGAAGCAAUCCAAGCAGGGCGUUAUCUAUAUCAGCUGGGGCUCUAUGGUUAAUCCGGCCACGUUGCCAGCAACGAAACGCCAGCAGCUAUUCGAGUGUAUUCGACACUUUGGCGCCUACAGCUUCGUGAUGCGCUGGUCAAACGAUUCCAUGCCUUCGGAUAAGCCAAGUAAUCUGCAUUUCUACGAUUGGCUGCCACAGCGCGACUUGCUCUGCCAUCCCCAGGUUAAGGCCUUCAUGACCCAUGGCGGCCUGCUGGGCAGCUCUGAGGCUGUGCACUGCGGCGUACCCAUGCUGGUAACGCCAUUCUAUGGCGAUCAGUUCCUCAAUGCUGGCGCCAUAGUCCAACGAAGGUUUGGCGUCACCGUAAACUUUGCCAACUUCGACAGCAGAAACUUAAUCCAGGCCUUACACACCAUACUGUCAGCUGAAUUUGCGGCGCAUGUUAAACACUCAACUGCCGCCUUUCGCCAACGCCCCCAACCGCCCCUGGAACUGGCGCUCUGGUGGAUCGAGCAUGUGAUAGACUCUGGAGGUGCGCCACUGGCCCAAAGCGUUGCCCGACAUAUCAAUUGGCUUAUUUACAACUCAUUAGAUGUCUAUUUGUUUUUGCUUUGCGUCAUCUUCCUGAUACUAUGGGCUCUCAGACUGCUGAUUAAGUUGGUCCAAAGCUUAGCAACUAGGCGUGUUUCCACAACAGAGGCAGACACGAAAGCAAAGAAACAAUAAAGAUAUGUUCGUUAAAAUAA